Molecule: messenger RNA, 702 nt
Organism: Amblyraja radiata (thorny skate)
Lineage: Eukaryota; Metazoa; Chordata; Chondrichthyes; Rajiformes; Rajidae
Product: acyl carrier protein, mitochondrial
Exons: 5
Coding region: 33-509 (158 amino acids)
Biological process (GO): fatty acid biosynthetic process
Cellular component (GO): mitochondrion; respiratory chain complex I
Molecular function (GO): acyl binding; acyl carrier activity
Source: RefSeq, a predicted model, not a curated record
ACGCCGCGGUGCACGCUGGCAUUCCCAGCAAGAUGGCGGCGCGUGUGCUCUCUCGGUGCCUGCGCCGGUGGCCGCAACCUUGGAGCGGGCCAAGGACAGGCGUGGGUCUCCGGGCCCAGCUCCAGCUCCCGCUCCCGGCCGUAGCCAGCGCAAACUGCUUCCAUGCUAUUAGCAGGCAGCCACCCGGUGCAUCGCACCCGGCUCAGACGUGCAGUUUAUUCCCACAGACAUGUCGUCACUAUGGAGAUCUGCCGCCUCUUUCACUGGACAGCAUCCAUGAACGAGUACUGUAUGUGUUAAAACUGUAUGACAAAAUUAACCCUGAUAAGCUCGUGGUAGGCUCCCAUUUUAUGAAAGAUUUGGGAUUGGACAGUUUGGAUCAAGUGGAAAUCAUUAUGGCCAUGGAAGAUGAGUUUGGGUUUGAGAUUCCAGAUGGAGAUGCAGAAAAAUUAAUGACGCCGGAAGAGAUUGUAACUUACAUCGCAAACAAAAAAGAUGUGUAUGAAUAAAUGUUUUUCUUUGUUCCUGGAGAAUCAUUGCAGGGUACUAGCUGUCGGAAGUAUGUGACACACCCAAGAUGUCGGUAGUGCUUGAAGUACAACGUGCUACUGCGGCUUUUGUUGUUUGUUGAGAUGGUGAUUUUUCACAUUCUUCAACCUUUAUUUGAUUUCAGAAAAGAAUAAAUUACUAUUGACGACUUGA